ACAGCCUACAUGUUCUGUUCCGAAUACACAACCUCUCUUAUUUCGCGCACUUACAGGAGCUCUUCGUUUCCCCUUUUCGCCGGCGAUCCUUAAGAGGAGAGAGGACUAGGCGCCAUCCAUUCCCUAUGUGUCCCUCGGGAAGAUCCCUGCCAACCAAACGUUCCGCCGAUGACCUCAGGCCUGCGUUCGAGGUCCUCGACGCCGACCGUGACGGGAAGAUCAGCCCGGAUGACCUCCGCACGUUCUACGCCGGGAACCCUGGGGCUGCAGGAGGGGAGGAUGACCUCAUCGGGACGAUGAUCUCCGUCGCGGACGCCAACCAGGACGGGUUCGUGGAGUACGAGGAGUUCGAGCUAGUCCUCGACGGUGUCAGGGAGAGUUCGAAGGCGAGCAGGGACAAGGUUAACGGCGUUGGGAGCGUAAUGGAGGAUGCUUUCAGGGUGAUGGACAGGGACGGCGACGGGAGGCUGAGCCGGGAGGACCUCAGGAGCUUCAUGGAGUUGGCCGGGCUUGGCGCGAGCGACGAUGAGAUUACGGCCAUGAUGCGGUUGGGGGGCGGUGAUGAGGCCGGCGGCGUGACUUAUGAGGGCUUCAUCAAGAUCUUGGCCUUCGAUGACAUUUUCUAGCGGGUCAGUCGUCGUCAGUCAACCCAACCCGUUUUUGAACUAUCCGGGUCGCUAGGUGAAUCCGGUUCUGGAAAAUCGUGUUUUCCUUGUAGGAGGAAAUUGAAAACAAAAAUUGGGAAAACAUUGUUUUUCUGAUUUUCCGGGAAGGGACAAAAAAGAAAAAAGGUUGAUACUAUUCUCUGCUGAGUAGGACAAAUUAGCUGAGAAGAACAAUUUUCCGGUCUGGUUAGAAGUUUCACUCAAUUGUGAAAGCUGUAAUUUCCGUAUGUUUCUGUGAAUAAUUAUUUAAGAAAUUAAUCUCAUUUAUUACUUGUUCUUUUA
This is a messenger RNA of Punica granatum (pomegranate), 947 nucleotides long. NCBI's taxonomy places the organism in Eukaryota, Viridiplantae, Streptophyta, Magnoliopsida, Myrtales, Lythraceae. The record is from RefSeq and is a predicted model, not a curated record.